AUGAAUGCCGGCAAAGAAUUCAAUUACUUCGGCUACAGGACCAAUUCAAUGUAUGGGAGCCUUCCGAAGCAACCAGAGGCCGCCGACUGCUAUCAGCAAAAGACAGAGAGCUACAUUCCGUUCGAUAUGAAAACGCUGUACCCGGAUGAACCAACCGAAACAGUCAACAUUCUGCAAGAGAUAUAUGACACCGAAAGGGCCUACGUCAAGUCUCUGACAGUCAUCGACGAGGUAGCCCGGCAACGUUCUUAGAUGUUCCAUAUCAACGUUUUUGCAGGUUUUUGUUCAUCAAUUGUCGUUAGCUUGUCCCAAAUCGACAAAAGUGUUCCGAUCGGUGUUUGGAGAGAUCUCAGCCAUCUGUAAGACGCACCAAAUCCUCCUAGAAUCCCUUCGAAGCAAGCCAAUCAGUGAAGUCUUCACUAAGUUCAUUCCUUUCCUCAAACUGUACACCGGAUACGCAUCGCACUACCCAAAUGCUUUGAAAACGUUUGCGGUAAGGAGUUCCAGAGAAUAACCAGACAAAAACUGAUUUAUUUUCAGAAGCUGAUGGGUCGAACUGAUUUCCGGAAGGCACUCACUCGAAUUGAGCUUGAUCCGCGAUGCGAGAUGAAGAACUUGCAAGCCUAUCUAAUAAUGCCGAUCCAACGCAUUCCUCGCUAUAUUAUGCUCAUUGAUAAUCUUAUGAGCUACAGCACCAACCAGCAGGAUAUCACAAAUCUCUUCAGUGAGGAACCGUGCAUUCCAGCCAACAAACUAAAUUUUAAUCUCAGAAGCGUUGUCCGGUAUGCAAGGACUAUCGGAACAAAUACAGUCGUGCAUGACCGCCUACGAAAACGGAGAGCGACUCCUGACGAUUCAGUUAAGCUUCGGCUUAGAUUCGCAUAUUCUCGAGCCUGGACGUGUUCUACUGAAAGAAGGAAUGCUGUACAAGGUAAGAAAAAAAAGAAAAAGAGAGGAUAAGAGAAGAGUAUGAUUGGUCCAAUUCUAGAGAGAAAUCAACGGAGCUUCCAACUACCAGGAGACUGUGGUAUUCCUCUUCAAUGACAUUCUGCUCUACGGAAACAAGAAGCUCGCCGUGAUCACGCCGUGCAAAUACGAUCCGUCAGCCAUUUUAUCUCUCCGCCACUGCACUGUCAAGCUGGAUUCAAUUGGCGGAUGUAUAUUUGUUAGUUGAACUGGAUAACAUGUGUACGCUAAGAAUUACCUUUUCAGAUUCGCUGUGGAGAAGUUGGCAUCGACCUGACUGCUUACUCACUCGGCGGUGUCACCGAGUGGUACGAUGAGAUUGUUGCGGCCAUCGAGAAUGCAAAAACUCUCCGAAAUACCCUUCGCAAAGAGAGCUUCAAACAGAAAACUCUUGUUUUCGAGUGAGUCUAGUUAUAAAAAAGUUUACACAAUCUUAGCUCUUCCAGUCGAGGGUUCUGGCGCCGGAACCGUGACCGUUUGCGACAUAUGGUCUCGACUGAUGUGACUUCCCAAGUGAACCGUGUGUUCUCAAGACGGAAACCUCUUCCAAAACUUGACGAGAGCGACUUUUUGCGUGGUCAGUGGACUACCUCUCCUCGAAUGGGUAACCGCAAGCGCAGUACGUUAAGGAAAUCAGUUAUCUCUAUUAAUCUUCGGUUUUCAGAAACUGUCACCAUGCGAGAUAUCGAAGACGGAGGCUCAGUAUCAAAGAAAGCUGCCACUGAGCAUGCGUUGACUCAGAUGUUGCUCACUAAGCCUCUUUCCGAAACGAACCCGCUUGGCCUUCUGGCUGAUAUUGCUACUUCUGCCGCUGCUAAGGAAAAAGAAGAGGAUUUUGACAUUGACCGUCCGUUUGAUUGGACCGAUGAUGAUGAGGAAUACGUACCCCCGGAGAAGAAGAUUCCAAUCAAGCGUGUCGCGAGCUACGACGAGGAGGACCGUCGUCCUCGCAGAUUCGGAAGUAUCCGUAGAAAUGUUGCGACCGGAGCUGGUCGGCAUGGACUCGCGGUCGACGACAUUCGCAGAUUGAGCUAUCAGAAUGUAAGUUGAAUAUUGUGAACUUCAACUUUCUACUCAUUUCGCUUUUCAGAGAACCCUCGAGCCAUUCAACAUGGGUGGUGAAUAUGACGACGACGAGGACGAUAUCGAUAUGAAAGUGAAGGGAGAAAAGCAGCGUCCGUGGUGGGAGACGGAGUCUGCGCCACCAGCUAUCAAGAACCAAAAGACAUCUCUAAUUGAUACCGUCAGAAAUAAUUGCUCUAUCAUGUAAUCUUUUCUGUAUCCCUUCUCUUCUGUAUGACCAAUGGCUUAUAUUUUCUCCAAAAACUGUUCUUUUUUGUACACAUGAUCUCAGAAUUGUGUUUUCCCAUUUCAACAGCUUCUCUAACUCAUCAAUUUUGCCAUUGGUUUCAUUGUAUUUGUCAUACAGUUUUCUGCUUUUGUUCUUUUUUUCCAAAAAUAGCAAUUAGGUCGUGACUAACUGACCGGGAAGCCGUCAGUUAUUAGUUCUUCUCUGUUUCUAUUGAAUUUCAGGCACUUUCAUCACAAUCAUCUAGAAAGUUCCAGUUGAUGACUCAUGACCGACAGGGAACCGAAGAAAAUUCCCGGUCAAAUGGUUCCGAAUGGGUUCGAAACCGAAUAAAGUGAACCAUUUGUAUCCGUCAUGUGUAUAAUAUAAUUGUUUGAUCUUGUAUUACCACUUUUACGCCCACGGCUUCCAAUUAACGACGUGUUUUCAGGGAACGACGGGCAUUACGCUAA
Molecule: messenger RNA, 2727 nt
Organism: Caenorhabditis sp. 36 PRJEB53466
Lineage: Eukaryota; Metazoa; Nematoda; Chromadorea; Rhabditida; Rhabditidae
Source: the annotation of a GenBank genome assembly